AUGGCAACUACCGAGUUUAACAGUCCUCUAAGAAAGUAUAAGCUUGUCUUUCUCGGGGAGCAGAGUGUCGGCAAGACAUCUCUUAUUACUCGCUUCAUGUAUGAUACUUUUGAUAAUACGUACCAGGCUACUAUUGGUAUCGAUUUCCUAUCCAAAACGAUGUAUCUAGAAGACAAGACAGUGCGUCUACAGCUCUGGGAUACAGCUGGACAGGAACGUUUCCGUAGUUUAAUUCCUAGUUAUAUCCGUGAUUCAUCUGUUGCCGUUAUUGUGUACGAUAUCACAAGCAGAGAAUCAUUUACAAACACAACCAAGUGGAUCGAUGAUGUUCGAGCAGAAAGAGGUGCUGAGGUGAUCAUUGUACUGGUGGGAAAUAAGAGCGAUUUGAGUGAGAAAAGAGAGGUCAGUGUAGAGGACGGAGAGAAGCGUGCAAAGGAGCUCGGCGUUCUCUUUAUUGAAACGAGCGCCAAGGUUGGCCACAAUGUCAAGACAUUGUUUAAAAAGAUUGCACAAUCUCUGCCUGGAAUCAACGGCGACAACCCAAAUGAUGAAAACAAAGAUACCUUGCAAAAGGUUAACCUGAACAACAGCACUGAUGCAGAGGCAAGCGGGUGCGCAUGUUAAAUCCAUAUCAACCGACUGCUAGUUACUUAUAUUCUAUUUUUCUAUUAUCUGCAGACUUUAAGUCUUGCUAAUUUUAUUUCAUUUCUUUAUUAUACCGAUUAUUAAGGGGGGUUCAACAGUCUUUUAGAUUUUUAAAUUUGUAUGCUUAAGUUUAAAUUACAAAAUUAUUGGUUGAAAUUAAUCUGAAAACAUUUAAGUCUAUAAG
Messenger RNA from Phycomyces blakesleeanus NRRL 1555(-), 829 nucleotides. RefSeq lists its product as hypothetical. Gene Ontology annotation, molecular function: GTP binding; GTPase activity. The record is from RefSeq and is a predicted model, not a curated record. The coding region runs from base 1 to 624 and encodes 207 amino acids. Lineage: Eukaryota; Fungi; Mucoromycota; Mucoromycetes; Mucorales; Phycomycetaceae. The transcript is spliced from 8 exons.